AUGCUCGAGACGGUCAACACCACUGGGAUGCAGGGCUUCAACAAGUCUGAGCGGUGCCCCAGGGACACUCGGAUGACACAGCUGCUGUUCCCAGUGCUCUACACUGUGGUCUUCUUCACAGGCAUCCUGCUGAACACCCUGGCCCUCUGGGUGUUCAUCCACAUCCCCAGCAAUUCCACCUUUAUCAUCUACCUCAAAAACACCCUGGUGGCAGACUUGAUAAUGACACUAAUGCUCCCUUUCAAAAUCCUUUCUGACUCGCGCCUUGCACCCUGGCAGCUCAGGGGUUUCGUGUGCACUUUCUCAUCCGUGGUCUUUUACGAGACGAUGUAUGUCGGCAUCAUGAUGCUGGGUCUCAUCGCUUUUGACAGAUUCCUCAAGAUCAUCGUACCGUUUAGGAAAACCUUUGUGAAGAAGACUGCUUUCGCAAAAAUAGUCUCCAUUUCCAUCUGGCUCCUGAUGUUCCUCAUCUCCCUGCCGAACAUGAUCUUGAACAAAGAGGCAACGGCAUCAACCGUGAAGAAAUGUGCGUCCCUAAAGAGUCCCCUGGGGUUGCUGUGGCAUCAAGUAGUCAGUCACACAUGCCAGUUCAUUUUCUGGACUGUGUUUAUUCUGAUGCUUCUGUUUUACACGGUGAUUGCCAAGAAGGUAUACGACUCCUAUAGGAAGUUUAAAAGUAGGGACAGCAAGCACAAGCGGCUGGAGGCGAAGGUAUUUAUCGUCAUGGCUGUCUUCUUUGUCUGCUUUGCCCCGUUUCAUUUUGUCAGAGUACCAUACACCCACAGUCAAACCACCAACAAGACUGACUGUAGAUUAGAAAACCAGCUGUUUCUUGCUAAAGAAUCAACUCUCUUCCUGGCAACAACUAACAUUUGUAUGGACCCCUUAAUAUAUAUCAUCUUGUGUAAGAAGUUCACCCGGAAGGUGCCAUGUAUGAGAUGGAGGACAAAGACAGCGGCGUCCAGCGAUGAGCACCACAGCAGUCAGACAGACAACAUCACCCUAUCCUGACCACUUUGUCCCACAGGCUAAUUUCACACAUUUUUCUAUGUGAGGAUAGGACUUCAAAAGGCCAUUUACGUGGAGACUUCAUUUAAGCAUUACAGGAAAAAAAAAGAGGGGAACAAACAGUUUCCUACAUUUUAUUAUCCUCGUGUACGGAAAAGAUUAUGCCCAUUUUAACCACGUAGCUGUAUUUGCAAGCAGGAUGAAUUAACAUUAAGAGAACGUGUAAUAAAGCAAAUGACCACUAGAUGUCACCUUUUCAA
Messenger RNA from Rattus rattus (black rat), 1268 nucleotides. RefSeq names its product purinergic receptor P2Y13 (gene P2ry13). The transcript has a single exon. The record is from RefSeq and is a predicted model, not a curated record. NCBI's taxonomy places the organism in Eukaryota, Metazoa, Chordata, Mammalia, Rodentia, Muridae. Gene Ontology annotation, biological process: G protein-coupled receptor signaling pathway; negative regulation of adenylate cyclase activity. Gene Ontology annotation, molecular function: G protein-coupled purinergic nucleotide receptor activity. Gene Ontology annotation, cellular component: membrane. Bases 1 to 1011 code for a protein of 336 amino acids.